Molecule: messenger RNA, 2946 nt
Organism: Photinus pyralis (common eastern firefly)
Lineage: Eukaryota; Metazoa; Arthropoda; Insecta; Coleoptera; Lampyridae
Exons: 1
Coding region: 1-2946 (981 amino acids)
Biological process (GO): DNA replication
Molecular function (GO): DNA-directed DNA polymerase activity; nucleotide binding; DNA binding
Source: RefSeq, a predicted model, not a curated record
AUGAGUGAACGUAAGGCUCACAAAAACUGUAAGUACAUUUGUCCCUGUUGUCACAACAAUCCCCCGUGCAACAAGGAUGUUGUGAACAUUAAGUGCGCGGAGUGUAAUCGCGAUUUCCGUGGACAGGACUGCUAUCGCUAUCAUAAAGACCAGAAUUUAUGCUCGCAAGUACGUCGAUGUCGGACGUGUUUAGCGACCGUGUGGAAAAAUAAGAAGCCCCACAAGUGCGGGUUCAAACUAUGUGUUACUUGCAACGCAGAACGUCCCAUACGUCACCUCUGUUAUAUGGCUAAGAAUUCCCCAAACAAGAAAAAGUUAGACAAAGACUUUGUGUUUGUUUUCUACGACUUUGAGUGCCGCCAGGACGAACAGUUUGAAAACCGACCUAACACUUACGUGCAUAUCCCCAAUCUUUGUGUCGCGCAACACGUGUGCAAGACGUGCAUCGUAAACAAUAAGGACAUUAAUAUGCCUUGUGACAAUUGUGGUAACCGUCAACAUAUAUUUAAAACAGCCCCUGUCGAUGAACUUUUAAGUCUGGUGUCAUCAUUGGCCAAGAAAAAUCGUGAUGUCGUGGCUAUCGCGCACAACAGCAAAGGCUACGACAGUAUUUUCAUUUUGAAGGAGAUGAUGAAGACUCCCUCUGCCUGGAACCCAGAGAUAAUUGCGACAGGCACAAAAAUUACUUCGCUCGCGUGCAAUAACAACAUCAGAUUCAUCGACAGUCUCAAUUUUAUACCGAUUCCAUUAAGUGCUUUCCCAAAAACUUUCAAUUUUGAGGGGUCAAAGGGUCACUUUCCGCACUUCUUCAACACCGUUGCUAAUCAAGAUUAUGUCGGCCCGAUGCCCGCACCCCAUUUCUAUGGCUGUGACGAGAUGUCUGCGAAGAAUCGUGAAGAUUUUCUUGAGUGGUACAAUGGAGAGGUAAUCCGCAACGCUGUAUUCGAUUUCCAAGCGGAAAUUGUACAAUACUGCAUUCAGGACGUCAACAUCCUACGGCGUGCAUGCGUUGAAUUUUGGCACAAGUUCGUCACCGAAAACAAAGUCGACCCAUUCAGAGAGUGUUGCACAAUUGCCUCCGCCUGCAGUCUCGUGUUCCGAAGAAACUUUCUCCAGGAAGAGACCAUAGGGCUCAUCCCUCACGGCGGUUACAGAGCAAGCGAUAACCAGAGUAAAGUAGCCAUUAAAUGGUUACUGCUAUUGCAAAACCGUGAAAUCCCCGAUCUUCAACAUGCCGGCAACACCCGAGAAGUGCGCCUAAAGGAAGGGAUCAUUGUGGACGGGUACUCCCAAGCAACGAACACCGUCUACCAGUUCCAUGGCUGCUACUUCCACGGGUGCGAGAGAUGUCACUCCGAUCAGACGGCUGCGCUGAAGGGCGAUAAAACGGACACGAUGGGAGUGCGUCGCGAGAAGACUGAGGCGACGUCAGUACGUAUUAGGGCCGCAGGUUACAAUCUCGUGGAAAUGUGGGAGUGCGACUUCAAGACGUACCUCAUUAAUAAUCCGGAUAUAGCCGAAUUUUUGGAAAACCACAACGUGGUAAAAAAUGAGCCCCUAAACCCCCGAGACGGUUUCUUUGGCGGACGUACGAAUGCCGUCAAGUUGUAUCACAAGACCGAAGGCGAUGAAGUGAUAAGGUACUUGGACGUCUGCUCCCUGUACCCCUACGUCAACAAGUACGCAAAAUACCCUGUAGGCCACCCGCGCGUACUUGUAACCCCCGAAGAACUUCGCACCGUCAAUCUUAAUUCCGUGGAAGGCAUAAUGAAGUGCACGGUUCUGCCGCCCCAACACCUCUACCACCCCGUGCUUCCAUACCGUUGCCACGGCAAGCUCAUGUUUCCGCUAUGCCGCACAUGUUGCGAAACGAUGGAGCAGGAUGAGUGUGAGCACUCUGAAGAAGAACGGAGGUUCAGUGGCACAUACGUAGCCGAUGAACUCCGUAAAGCCAUUUCCUUGGGGUACGUAGUGGAGGACAUACAAGAAGUAUGGGAGUACCGUACCACCAAGUACGAUAAGGCUACAAAGAGCGGGGGAUUAUUCACCGGCUACGUCGACAACUUUUUGAAGACGAAGCAAGAAUGCAGUGGGUGGCCAUCCUGGUGUGUUGACGAGGAGGCCUGUAUGCAGUACCUAGCCGACUACAUGGAGCACGAGGGGAUCCAACUCGACCGGUCCAAGAUUGCGGUGAACGCAGGGCUUCGCUACAUUGCCAAACUUUUCCUCAAUUCGUUUUGGGGAAAGUUUGGACAGCGCGACAAUCUGACGAAAACCGCAAUUGUCUCAGAGCCUGAGCAGUUUUUCCAAAUGCUCACUGACCCGGCCGUGGAACUCAACUCGAUCAUUCCCGUGAACGACGAGACCCUCAUCGUCAACUGGACACUCCCCGAAGAAGCCGUCGAACCCCUGAGGACCACCAAUGUGGUGUUGGCAGCUUAUACAACCGCCCAUGCCCGCCUAAAACUCUACAGCUAUCUCGAGCAGCUGGGUGAACGAGUCUUGUACUUUGACACCGAUUCAGUCAUCUUCACGGAGAACCCCGGAGAGUGGUCACCAGCUUGCGGCAACUUCUUGGGAGAUAUGACUGACGAGGUGGAAUGCUAUGGCCCCGGCAGCAGAAUAGUUGAGUUUGUGAGUGGUGGACCGAAAAACUAUGCGUUCAAGGUGUUUUCCCCAAGUACUAACAAUUAUAGUGUAGUGUGUAAGGUUAAGGGCAUCUCCCUAAAUUACAAAAAUAGUGCUGUGGUGAAUUUCGAAACAAUCAAGGACGCCGUGUUGAACAAUGCCCCAGAGACUUUUGUGGAGACUGAUCGUCGUAUAGCCAGGACUUGUACAUACGACGUCAUCUCCAAGCCUGAGAGGAAGCGCUAUCGUGUCGCGUACACAAAGCGUCGCCGCAUAGCUGUAGGCUGCGACACACUACCGUAUGGUUAUAAGAAGUAA